Triticum dicoccoides is the source of this 867-nucleotide messenger RNA. RefSeq names its product protein virilizer homolog. NCBI's taxonomy places the organism in Eukaryota, Viridiplantae, Streptophyta, Magnoliopsida, Poales, Poaceae. The coding region runs from base 1 to 657 and encodes 218 amino acids. The transcript is spliced from 3 exons. The record is from RefSeq and is a predicted model, not a curated record.
AUGGCAAAUUUAGUUGUAAAAAACAUCAGGGCCGGCGUGUGGGCCGCGAACGAACCACCGUCUCCUCCUUUCCGAUCCCCUCCGCCCCUCCCCUCCCCUCCCCCCCGACCCGACCCCAGCACAAAGCAUCGCUCUUCUGCAUCCCCCGAGGACCAGGCGCAGCCCCUCCACGGCGCGCUCGCUCGCUCUGCCCGGAGGCCUCGUCGCCUGCCUGGGUCCCCACCAAGGUGCGCACCGUCCUCCGGUGGGGGAUGGAGCCGAUCCGAUCCGAUCCAGGGGAUUCCUCACCUCCUGGAACUGGACCCGGCACAGGUGGCCGCGGUGAAGGGCGCCAUCGACGACGGGGCCUGCCCGCUCGAUCCCCUCUCCGACGCCUCCGACUCCGACUCCGACUCCGACUCCAGCGGCGGCGGCGACGGCGACGACGAGGAGAGCGACCACCCUCCAAAGCAGGGGAAGGCCGUCUCUUCUUCCCCGGGUCGACAGCUUCGACAAGGCAACGACCUGCUGCACAGGCUGCUUUGGAAGGAAAGGAACAAACACAUGUUCAGUAGCGAAAGGAGAAUGGCACAAGACGUUAUCUUUGCCAUCCUGAAGAAGGGAGGCUGUGAGGAGCCAUUAAGUACUAUAGAUAACGUCAUGUGCCAUAAUUUGUAGUUCACAGUGAAUAGUACUAUAUGUUGUUCCUUUCUUUGCCAUCCUAAAGAAGGGAGUCAAAGAUAAUAUCCUGGGCCAUAAUUUUGUAGUUCACAGUGAAUAUUCCUGUAGGUUGUUCCUUUCUUUGCCAUCCUGUAGGUUGUUCAAUCGUGAAAGGAGAAUGGCCCUAUGUUUGCCAUCCUCAAGAAAGAAGAAUACGUAGCGAAUCAA